Molecule: messenger RNA, 1419 nt
Organism: Papilio polytes (common Mormon)
Lineage: Eukaryota; Metazoa; Arthropoda; Insecta; Lepidoptera; Papilionidae
Product: PI-PLC X domain-containing protein 3
Exons: 7
Coding region: 301-1305 (334 amino acids)
Biological process (GO): lipid metabolic process
Molecular function (GO): phosphoric diester hydrolase activity
Source: RefSeq, a predicted model, not a curated record
UGAAGUGUAAGAAGUAUUUUGAUUUGUUUUGUUUACGUGGUUUUUCAAAAAAAGGAUGUCUUAACUUUGUUGUAACCGACAGAAAUGGAUAACCGCCAAUGGAAUGUUACUUUAAAAAUCAGUCAGUCUGUUUAGAUGAUUUUUAUGAGUCCAUACAAUUGUUAUGAAAUGUAGUAAUGGUCACAAAUCAUUCGCACAGAAACUGGUAGGGCUCGUUGUUUGUAAGGACAAGUAUAGUUAAAGUUAGAUCAUGACGUAACAAAGGUUAAAUAAUUUAUUACCAAGUACAAAGCUUCAAUCAUGUGUGAAGACGGGUCAGCACAAAAUCUUAAUCUUGAAAAUUGGAUGAGAGAUUUACCUGAGCAGUUGAAAAAUGUUCCUAUUAUAUAUCUGGCCAUUCCAGGUAGCCAUGAUUCAAUGACUUAUGGGAUCACAGAAUCAAGUGGAAUAGCUCCUGAUGCAGAGCCAAUUGUAAAGAAACUGUACCCCUUGUUCCGAGGUACGAUAUUACGUUGGACAAUAACACAAGCUGUAGACACCUCGCAACAACUGCUAAUUGGCAUUAGGUAUUUCGACUUAAGGAUCGCAACAAAGACGGGUAAUGAUAAAUUUUAUUUCACCCAUGGAGUAUAUGCAGAUGAAAUAACAACAGCAUUACAGCAAGUUAAAAAUUUCGUUGAUACACACCCAGGAGAGGUGGUGAUAUUAGAUUGUCAACAUUUUUACGGGUUCACAGCAAAUGACCAUCAGAGACUUAUGGGAUUAUUAUUACAUUUGUACGGUCAGCAACUGGUGCCUCGGAAAAUAGAUCUGCAAAGCAUCACUCUCAAUUCAUUGGCAAGGUUGAGACAACAGGUAGUGAUAGUAUACCGUCAUCAGUCAGUGUACAGCACGGAUCAGUUCUGGCAGCCGCAGAUGUUGCCGUCGCCGUGGCCGCAGCAGGAGCGCGUGGCCGGUCUACUCGCCUUCCUGCAGCGCGUGCGGCGACACCCCGGCAUGGGGUUUGUUCACCAAGCUGUUUUAACACCCACACCAGCAUUCAUACUCUUCAGAUGGAUAUCCACACUUCGUGAGAAAUGUGCAAUACCCGUAAAAGAUGAAGUUCUACCAAAAUUAUUAAAGGAUUUCUUCCCCGGACCUCCGCCACAUGUAACUGACUCUCAGAAUUUGCAAUCUCAGGCCCCUGUGAAUGUUGUUAUAGCAGACUUUGUAGAAAUGGACGACGCCAUCUUCUCUAAAACUAUUAUACAACUUAAUAUGAAAUUACUCAAAACUAUCGAAUCCCCGUAUACUAAUUAUGGUUAAGGAUUUCAUUCCACACUCAGUAUUACUUUGUACCUGCUUUUAUAUUUUUAUAAUGUAAAUGGUAAAUGAUUUAGGACCUGUCCCACCACUGGCUGAUAGCUUAGAUAGCUUAAA